CGUUGUGUCCCCCCAUCCCCGUUGCAGGACCGCCUGAGCCGCUGCACGCUGCAUUGCAACGACAAAGCCAAGGACGCGCUGGAGGCGGGCGGCACGGAGGCGCGGGUGCGCGCCCAGCUCGACGCCUGCGUGGCCGCCUGCGGGGACGACCACCUGCGCCUCAUCCCCGCCAUGGCCAAGAAGAUGAAGGACAGCCUGGCCGCCCUCCGGCAGUAGCGGGGCGCCGGGGGCGACGCGCUCAUUAAAGGCGAGGAGCCACA
Messenger RNA from Oxyura jamaicensis (ruddy duck), 260 nucleotides. It is a transcript of the gene TIMCC, whose product is annotated as family with sequence similarity 136 member A. The record is from RefSeq and is a predicted model, not a curated record. NCBI's taxonomy places the organism in Eukaryota, Metazoa, Chordata, Aves, Anseriformes, Anatidae. The annotation marks the transcript as partial. The transcript has a single exon. Gene Ontology annotation, cellular component: cytoplasm.